This is a messenger RNA of Acyrthosiphon pisum (pea aphid), 688 nucleotides long. RefSeq names its product small VCP interacting protein (gene Svip). NCBI's taxonomy places the organism in Eukaryota, Metazoa, Arthropoda, Insecta, Hemiptera, Aphididae. Gene Ontology annotation, biological process: negative regulation of retrograde protein transport, ER to cytosol; negative regulation of VCP-NPL4-UFD1 AAA ATPase complex assembly; positive regulation of autophagy. Gene Ontology annotation, cellular component: endoplasmic reticulum membrane. The coding region runs from base 196 to 447 and encodes 83 amino acids. The transcript has 3 exons. The record is from RefSeq and is a predicted model, not a curated record.
UAAAAUUAAUGUUCAUUUUAUUAUUUUGUGAUAAAAUAUACAAAAAUAUAUAAAUCCAUCGGACUUAUUUAAAUGUUUUCAUUAUUGUUACAUUUAAUGAUAUUUCAACAGGCAAUAGUUAUUACAUUAUUUAUUCAAUCAAAAACGCUACUAAUGAACAUCAAAAUAAAUUAAACUUACAUUUUUAGUAUAACCAUGGGUUGGAAUAUUUAUAAAUUGUUGUGUUGCUGUGGCAGUUCUAAUGAAUCAACCAGAGUCGAUUUGGCAAUUGUUCGAGAACAACAAGCUGCAGCUGCUGAAAAACGUUUAAGAGAACAAGAAAGCCGAGGUAUUAAGAAUCCAGAUCGUGUCAAACGCAUGCAACGAGAACAACAAAAACGUGAUGAAGAAGCUAAUAGGACUGCUAAUAUGGGGACGGGUACUGGAUUAAAGUGGCAAGUCAGUUAAUUAUUCAAAGUAUUGAAGUUUAUGCAUCCAUCAGCAAAAUAUAUAUUUAUUAAUCUAUUAAAUUAUGUUUUAAUUAUUACUAUCUAUAAUCACUUAUGUAUAUAACCUGUAAUAUUCAUCUAGUUAUAAUUUUAGUUUUAUAAAUAUAUUUUUAUCAGUUCAUAUUUUUUAUUGUUCUACAAUUAUACUAUAUUUUAAUAUUAUAUAUAUUACAUACAAAUUAAAACAAUUAUUUAAAAAA